GUCCACCGUCUCUGCCUGCACGCAGCUUCUCCCUUUUCUCCGGCCGCCCUCCAUUGUGUGCUCACGGCUCCAUCCACAACGUACCACAUCCACCCUUCACAGGCCAUCAUGUCUUCGGCACUUAACAAGACGCGCAGAAAGAAGAAUGUCAAGAAGGGAAUCCAGUUCUGCCUGAUGGUUUGCGGCGCCUCGGGCACUGGCCGGACAACCUUUGUCAACACGCUUUGCGGCAAGCAGGUGCUGGGACACAAGGAGGUCGACGACCCGACAACGGCCCACGUCGAGGAGGGCGUCAAGAUCAAGCCCAUCACUGUCGAACUAGACGAGGAGGGGACCCGCAUCUCGCUCACCAUUGUCGACACACCCGGAUUCGGAGACCAGAUUGACAACGAGGCCAGUUUCUCAGAGAUUGUCGGAUACCUCGAGCGACAGUACGAUGGCAUUCUCGCAGAGGAAUCGCGUAUUAAGCGUAACCCGCGGUUCCGCGACGACCGUGUACACGUACUCCUCUACUUCAUCACGCCUACUGGCCAUGGUUUGCGUGAACUCGACAUCGAGCUCAUGAAACGCCUGUCUCCCCGCUGCAACGUCAUCCCCGUCAUCGGCAAGGCCGACUCACUUACACCCGCGGAGCUUGCCGAGUCAAAAAAGCUGGUCAUGGAGGACAUUGAGCACUACCGCAUCCCCGUGUACAACUUCCCUUACGAUGUCGAGGAAGACGACGAGGACACAGUCGAGGAGAAUGCCGAGCUCCGUGGCUUGAUGCCUUUUGCCAUUGUUGGUUCCGAGGACAUUGUCGAGGUCAACGGCCGACGGGUACGGGCACGACAGUACCCCUGGGGUAUUGUGGAGGUCGACAAUCCCCGCCACUCGGACUUUCUUGCUGUGCGAAGCGCGCUUCUUCACAGCCAUCUUGCUGAUCUCAAGGAGAUUACGCACGACUUCCUAUACGAAAACUACCGUACCGAGAAGCUCAGCAAGAGCGUCGAAGGCGGUGCUGCUGCCACUGAUUCGUCGAUGAACCCCGAAGACCUCGCUAGCCAGUCAGUGCGUCUGAAGGAGGAGCAGCUACGCCGUGAAGAGGAGAAGCUGCGCGAGAUCGAAGUCAAGGUGCAACGCGAGAUCAACGAGAAGCGACAGGAGCUCCUAGCACGCGAAAGCCAACUGAAGGAAAUCGAGGCGCGCAUGAACAGGGAACAGAGCGGCGCAGUGCAAGACGACGCCGAUGACGCCUAGGCCCGUCUGAGCAGCCAGUGGCAUAUGCAUUUGGGCCGUUGAGCCAGGUGUGGUCUUGGGCAGCAGCGGCCAGGGCGCUUGCACCGGAACCCAAGGAAGCGAAGCGACCAAAGAUGUGGUGAUGCAUCAUGGCAGCUGCUGGCGUUUGUAAUGGACGGUUGGUGCAUUGCCGACAUUGACGGAUAUACUGGAAUGUCGGGAUUUUAUUUCUUCUUACUCUCGGGGCCUUUUCAUCUUUUAACGGACAGUGUUAGCCUUUGGAUCUGGCCUGUGGCUGCACCGUCUCCCAGCACGACACACAGCUUCUCGUAUGUUUACUUAGCCUUUCGAUACUUAUUCC
Messenger RNA from Exserohilum turcica Et28A, 1576 nucleotides. RefSeq lists its product as uncharacterized. Gene Ontology annotation, cellular component: cytosol; septin complex; cell division site. Gene Ontology annotation, biological process: cytoskeleton-dependent cytokinesis. The coding region runs from base 109 to 1236 and encodes 375 amino acids. Gene Ontology annotation, molecular function: molecular adaptor activity; GTP binding; GTPase activity. NCBI's taxonomy places the organism in Eukaryota, Fungi, Ascomycota, Dothideomycetes, Pleosporales, Pleosporaceae. The transcript has 6 exons. The record is from RefSeq and is a predicted model, not a curated record.